UCAUAACGAUCCAAUCAAACCAAAACCGAACUUGUCCACAGGCCUAAACUUGAAAACAGCACAACAGCCAUCUAUGGGACUCUGCCAAUCUCUGGGAUUCUGCUUGAGAAGAUCUCACUCUCAUGAAAUCCCAAUCUCUUCCUCAUCUGAGUCUUCUCCUCGUCCAUCUCAUCCAUUCCCCAAAACCACCCCGCAACACUUUAGCCCUUCUUCUUCUAAAGCUACUUCAUCAUCCGGUAUUGGAACCAUUUUGCUCAAACCAUAUGUUGAUGUCACCACCAUUUAUGAUCUUGACAAAGAGUUGGGCAGAGGUCAGUUUGGCAUCACUUAUCUUUGCACCGAAAAGGCAACAGGACGAAAAUAUGCCUGCAAAUCUAUUUCAAGGCGUAAACUAAGCACUGACAGGGACAUAGAGGAUGUUAGACGAGAGAUUUCGAUAAUGCAGCACCUAACAGGGCAACAAAAUAUUGUGGAAUUCAAAGGUGCUUAUGAAGAUAGGCAGAAUGUGCAUUUGGUGAUGGAACUGUGUUCAGGUGGCGAGCUUUUUGAUCGGAUAAUAGCUAAAGGGAGUUAUUCAGAACGUCAAGCGGCUUCUAUUUGUCGACAGGUUGUGAAUGUGGUGAAUGCCUGUCAUUUUAUGGGGGUUAUGCAUAGGGACUUGAAACCUGAAAACUUCUUGCUGGUUAGCAAGGAUGAGAUUUCUCCAAUAAAAGCCACAGAUUUUGGACUCUCUGUCUUCAUUGAGGAAGGCAGAACGUAUAAGGACCUUGUUGGAAGUGCAUACUAUGUUGCACCAGAGGUGUUAAACCGGAAAUAUGGCAAGGAGAUAGAUGUGUGGAGUGCUGGUGUCAUUUUAUACAUUCUUCUUAGUGGAGUGCCUCCAUUUUGGGGUGAGACUGAGAAAGAAAUCUUUAAAGCGGUUUUAGAAGGUAAUCUUGACUUGAAAAGCUUGCCAUGGCCAUCUAUAUCUGAAGGUGCAAAGGACCUCAUCAGAAAGAUGCUAGCAAAGGAUCCUAAGAAACGGAUCACUGCUGCUCAAGCUCUAGAACAUCCAUGGCUGAAGGAGGGUGGUGAUGCUUCUGACAAACCUAUUGAUAGUGCUGUCCUUAGCAGGUUGAAGCAGUUCAGAGUAAUGAACAAGCUCAAAAAACUAGCGUUGAAGGUGAUAGCAGAAAGCCUAUCAACGGAAGAAGAGAUCAAGGGCUUGCAACAGAUGUUCAAAAACAUCGACACUGACGGAAGUGGUACAAUAACACUAGGAGAACUCAGGGAUGGAUUAGCUCGCUUGGGAUCUAAGUUAACUGAAACUGAAAUAAAGCAGCUUAUGGAUGCUGCUGAUGUUGACAAUAGUGGAACCAUUGAUUACAUUGAAUUCAUAACUGCUACAAUGCAUCGACAUAGGCUUGAGAGGGAAGAAAAUAUAGUCAAGGCUUUUCAGUUCUUUGACAAGGAUAACAGUGGGUUUAUUACAAGAGAUGAACUAAGACAAGCUAUGACGCAGUACGGAAUGGGAGAUGAGGCUACAAUCGAUGAAGUCAUUGAGGAUGUUGAUACUGAUAAGGAUGGGAGGAUCAACUACGAGGAAUUUGUAGCCAUGAUGAAAAGGGGAACUCAUGAUGGGGAUGGCAAUUGGCAAAGACAGAUGAACAGCUAAGGUCUUUCUUUAGUUGGCAAUGGCUGCUCCAUUUGUUGCAAACUUUAUUUCGAUCUUCAAUACUCCUCAUCUGUUGUUGUGAUGCUGAAGCUAAACAAUUCAGUUCGUUUAUUUGGAUUGGAUUGGAUAACAAUCUUUAUUAUAAUUGGAUUGAUUUCUGGCGUUUAAGUGCUGAUAUUUAAUGGAUUUGAUUGACUGAACGUGUCGUUGAUUAA
Gossypium raimondii (Peruvian cotton) is the source of this 1869-nucleotide messenger RNA. RefSeq names its product calcium-dependent protein kinase 29. The transcript has 8 exons. NCBI's taxonomy places the organism in Eukaryota, Viridiplantae, Streptophyta, Magnoliopsida, Malvales, Malvaceae. The record is from RefSeq and is a predicted model, not a curated record. Gene Ontology annotation, cellular component: nucleus; cytoplasm. Gene Ontology annotation, molecular function: calmodulin binding; calcium/calmodulin-dependent protein kinase activity; calcium ion binding. Gene Ontology annotation, biological process: protein autophosphorylation; peptidyl-serine phosphorylation; intracellular signal transduction. The coding region runs from base 74 to 1654 and encodes 526 amino acids.